UUCACCCAAAAAAAAGAAAGAAAGAAAGAAAAGAAAGAAGUUACAUCAGCAAGAAAAUUAUAUACCAAACCUAUCAAUCUAAUUAUGUAAACCAUUAACGUGUGCCACCAUCCUCAAGACACUCAAACUCAAAACCCCCCAAGAAAGAAAUCAAGAAUCCACCCCACCUCCCAAGUCCCAACUCCCCAACUCCCAUCCCAUCCUUCCAAGGCCAAGCUUGAGGAUCCUUCUUCAUCCGACACCAACAACCAAAAAUGGUGGCUUCUUGUUUAAGCAUAGUCACCCUCUACGGCGGCUUUCUCCACCGAUGCAUCUCCGCGGCCGGUUUAGCCUCUCAAGCAACAAACAUCGACGACCAAACCACCAUGCAUUUUUGGGGUCCGACGCCAAAAACCUUUUCCCCCACUAAACCUUCAUUGAUCCUGAUUCACGGGUUCGGACCACACGGGGUCUGGCAAUGGCGCCAGCAGAUCAGCUACUUCGCCCACAAAUACAACCUUUACGUCCCCGACCUCGUAUUCUUCGGGAACUCGGCCACCAAGUCCCCCGAAAGGUCCGAGGUUUUCCAAGCAGUCUGUGUCGGCAAAAUGCUGGAAAGGAUUGGCGUUGAUCGUUACUCGGUUGUAGGGACCAGCUACGGGGGGUUCGUGGCGUACCACAUGGCGUCCAUGUGGGCUGAACGGGUGGAGAAAGUGGUGGUCGCGAGCUCAGGGGUUAACUUGAGGAGGAAAGAUAAUGAGGAGCUUCUGAAGAGGGCCAAGCAGGAGAGGGUUGAGGACCUGAUGCUGCCGGCAAAUUCGGCGCAGUUAAGGACUCUGAUGAGUUUGUCAGUUUUCAGGCGUCCGUACAUCCCAGAUUUCUUAUUAAAUGAUUUCUUGGAGAAAUUAUACAGUGAGAACAGGAAGGAGAAGAUGGAGCUCUUAAAGGGAUUGACUCUUGGACGAGAUGACAAAGUAAACAUAACCCCUCUUAAACAGGAAGUUUUAGUUGUUUGGGGAGACCAUGACCAGAUAUUUUUGUUGGAGAAAGCAUAUGAGCUCAGGAAGUGUCUGGGAGAGAAGGCAAGAUUGGAGAUCAUAAAGAAAACCUCGCAUGUGCCUCAGCUAGAACGAGCUCGGCAGUUCAAUAAAAUUAUUAACAACUUCUUAUGCGGGUUGUCAUGAUUAAUGUGACAUUUUUGUAAAGAAGAAGAAGAUGAAGAAUUGCUUCAGGUCCUUUGUAUUAAUUACUAGUGAUGUAUGGCACGAGUGUUGAUUUUGAUUUGCUGAUUUGUGUGUUGCAAAAAAAAAACUAUCAUCAAUAGUGCUAUGUUGAUGAUAUUAA
This is a messenger RNA of Coffea eugenioides, 1323 nucleotides long. RefSeq names its product monoacylglycerol lipase ABHD6-like. NCBI's taxonomy places the organism in Eukaryota, Viridiplantae, Streptophyta, Magnoliopsida, Gentianales, Rubiaceae. The coding region runs from base 255 to 1163 and encodes 302 amino acids. The record is from RefSeq and is a predicted model, not a curated record. The transcript has 4 exons.